Bufo bufo (common toad) is the source of this 1863-nucleotide messenger RNA. It is a transcript of the gene OTUD3, whose product is annotated as OTU deubiquitinase 3. Gene Ontology annotation, molecular function: cysteine-type deubiquitinase activity. The record is from RefSeq and is a predicted model, not a curated record. Lineage: Eukaryota; Metazoa; Chordata; Amphibia; Anura; Bufonidae. Gene Ontology annotation, biological process: protein deubiquitination. The transcript is spliced from 8 exons. Bases 79 to 1254 code for a protein of 391 amino acids.
AUCACGUGCCCUUUGAAUGCCGGAAGUGUCUUGUCUGCCGUUGGGCUCCGGUUUCUCUGAGGUUGGCACGUUGGCGUCAUGUCCAGGAAGCAGGGUGUCCGCUCCCGGCCCGGGAAGAAGGCCGAUUUGGAGCGGAAGAGGGACGAAAGGGCCGCGCGGAGAGCCCUAGCUAAAGAACGUCGGAACCGGGCCGGAGAGGCCGGGGACCAGGAGGAGUUCCUUAGUUUCGCAAAUCAACUUCAAGUGUUGGGACUGCGGCUGCGGGAAGUGCCGGGAGACGGUAAUUGUCUGUUCCGUGCUCUGGGGGAUCAGCUAGAAGGACAUUCCCGGAAUCACCUGAAGCAUCGGCAGGAGACCGUGGACUACAUGGUGAAGCACCGCAACGAUUUUGAGCCCUUUGUAGAGGAUGACAUUCCGUUUGACAGACAUGUUGAGAACCUGGCACAACCGGGAACCUUUGCCGGUAACGAUGCGAUCGUGUCAUUUGCGCGCAACAACCAAGUGGAUGUAGUGAUUCACCAGCUGAACAAUCCUCUCUGGCAGAUCCGAGGCUCCGACAAGGCCAAUGCCCGAGAGCUGCACAUUGCCUACCGCUAUGGAGAACACUACGACAGCGUCCGCUCCAUCCACGACAACACGGAGGCUCCGGCCCAACUGCAGACAGAGAUGCUUUCCAAAGACGUCUCCAACCGGACGGGUAAAUUGAAGUCUAAGGUAUCCGACGAGCAGGCAGAGCAGCAAGGGGACGCGGUGCAGAAAGUCCGGAAUGCCACCGGCUGUGCGGACGUCCGCCUCAUCCUGCAGAGUUUAGAAGCUGAGAACUACGACAUCGAGUCAACGAUUCAAGUCGUUCUUCAGAUCGAGGAGCUGAAGCAUAUCGGUGACGGUGAUGCCGACUAUGCAGAGGGAAGCGACUGCUCGUACUCAUCAGCAACCUGGGAGCCAAGUGACUGCGAAGGAGUAGACCCUCAAAAAAAAACCCAGACCCCGCAGCAAGAAUCCACUGAGCACAGGAAGCAGAGCCGACCGCUCAGGCCCAAGGAGGACACACAGGAGCAGAAUAAGAAAAACAGCAGCCAGAAGGUCAGCAAUAAGCAGAGGAAAGAGCAGCAGCGGCUGGAGAAGAAGAAACGGCAGGAGGACAGACACCGGCAGAAGGUGCAGGAGCAGCGGAGCAAUACCACAGAUAAUAACCGGCAGGAGGAUGCCUCCAGCGUGACCAUUGUGAAGACGCUCUCCACUCUCAACAUCUGAUGCUCUUCCCUCCUGCUUAUCAUACCAGUUGCAUCCACACCCAAAGAGACCUCUCACCCCCUCCCCCGGCGGUGCCUUGUCUCUGCUCUCCGGGCGAUGGGCAGUGUUUGUGGUGCGUAAUGGGAGCUGGCACCAAAUCCGGUUAUCUAGAGCAUUGGUUAGACGACGUGAGGAAACUAAGAGUCCCAGCAUGUGGUGCCAGGUGCUGGACUACUCGACUGACUGUAGGGGGAGCCAGGGAGUGAGUAAGUGAUUCUGUUUUUAAAUCUAUGAGAAUUGAAGGAUUUCUCCCAGGUUUACUGAUCUAUGCAAAACCUUCUUAAAGGGACAGUACACCACAGUCUGUCUGCUGUAGAAUGCAGUGUAAUGUCAAUGUCAAGUUGUACUUUCUGUUCAAAACAUCAGUUUAGUCCACUUACAAUGCUGAGUGACUGAUGUUAUGCUCCAGACACCCCCAGAGAUGCGUCCCCCAUAUGCAAUUAAUUAUUAUUAUUAUUAUGUUUUCUUUGUAAAUUUAUAUUCUGGAUUUCUUUAUUUGAAACACAUUUCCAUAAAGACGUUUAACCCGCUAACAGACGAGUAAAUGAGGAAUAUAACGGUUUCAUUUGA